Protobothrops mucrosquamatus (brown spotted pit viper) is the source of this 600-nucleotide messenger RNA. RefSeq names its product Kv channel-interacting protein 1. NCBI's taxonomy places the organism in Eukaryota, Metazoa, Chordata, Lepidosauria, Squamata, Viperidae. Gene Ontology annotation, biological process: regulation of potassium ion transmembrane transport. The record is from RefSeq and is a predicted model, not a curated record. Gene Ontology annotation, cellular component: voltage-gated potassium channel complex. The transcript is spliced from 8 exons. Gene Ontology annotation, molecular function: potassium channel regulator activity; calcium ion binding; transmembrane transporter binding.
GAUGAAUUGGAAAUGACAACAGUAUGUCAUCGACCAGAAGGAUUAGAACAACUUGAGGCACAAACCAAUUUCACAAAGAAGGAACUUCAAGUGCUUUACAGAGGAUUCAAAAAUGAAGUUUCUCUUUAAUUCCAGGAAUGCCCUAGUGGAGCUGUUAAUGAAGAAACAUUCAAACAGAUCUAUGCACAGUUUUUCCCUCAUGGUGAUGCUAGUAUGUAUGCCCAUUAUCUUUUUAAUGCAUUUGAUACAGCGCAAAAUGGAUCUGUGAAGUUUGAGGAUUUUGUGAUGGCGCUCUCCAUUCUUUUGAGAGGAACAGUUCAUGAAAAACUACGAUGGACAUUUAAUCUCUAUGACAUAAAUAAAGAUGGCUAUAUAAACAAGGAGGAAAUGAUGGACAUAGUAAAAGCAAUUUAUGACAUGAUGGGCAAGUAUACUUACCCAGUGCUGAAGGAAGAUGCUCCAAGACAACAUGUAGAAGUAUUUUUCCAGAAAAUGGACAAAAACAAAGACGGCAUUGUAACUUUGGAUGAGUUUAUUGAGUCAUGUCAGGAGGAUGACAAUAUCAUGAGAUCCUUACAACUUUUUGAAAAUGUCAUGUAA